AUGAGUUCAUCUGAGAAACAAAAAGUAGUCGUGAACACUGCUCCUCCGUACGUCGCUUUGAGACCAAAUGACAAGCUAGCCACUGUGAUGACGGUGGCGACGUCGGAUUCUAGUGGUGGGGCAGGAAUUGAGGCAGAUCUUAAGACGUUCACGGCACACAAAUGUUACGGACUGACAUGUCUGGCAGCAUUGACAGCUCAAACUCCCAAAAAUAUUUACUCGAUCCAUGAGGUGCCCAGGGAGCAUUUCAAACUGGCUUUGACGGCUAACAUGCGCGAUAUGCGUGUGGACGCCAUCAAGACCGGAAUGCUGACGAAAAACUCCGUAGAAGUGCUGAUAGAAGCUCUCAGCGAGAUCGAACCGACAAAAAGACCUGCCCUGGUGGUAGAUCCAGUUCUGGUGGCAUCUUCGGGAGCAACACUGGUGAGUGACGACUCUGUGGUGCAGCAAAUCAAGCUGCUGGCGCCAUUGGCCUCGCUUUUGACACCCAAUAUCCACGAAGCAUCUAAGCUUUUGGGUUGCAGUGAGGAAAUGUUAAAGCUGAACACCGUUGACGACAUGAUUUCAAGGGCGAAAGACCUUCAAAAAGAGACUGGAUGCCCAAAUAUUCUUCUGAAAGGUGGUCAUGUCUCCUGGGAAGGAACAGAACUAAAGGGAAUCGUAACUGACGUUCUAUACACAGCGAGCAAUGAAUGCAUUGUCUACCAAAGUGACAGGUGUGACUCCAAAAACACGCAUGGAACAGGGUGCACGCUGGCUUCUGCCAUCGCGAGUAAUUUGGCUCACGGUGAAACCUUGGAGCACGCUGUGUACGGUGGGAUCCAGUAUGUACACAACGCCAUUCAAGUUGGCUGCGAGGUAACCAGGUCCCAUAUUGAGGAAAACGGUCCCAUCAACCAUGUGUACGCGAUCAAAAUGCCCCUGCUCGAGAUGGUCAAAGAUCUGUGCUACUCUGCUCAUGCGCUAGCCAUAAACUCGGAGCGCGAACUCGCGGCAAAGGACGCAAGAGGCCGUUCGGGAAGUAGCAGUAGCCAGAACAGCAGUAGCACUAGCAGUUUGGUGUCACAGAUUCGCGAUUCGGGCCACUUUUUCGAGUACUUGAUCUCGGACCCUCGCGUCAAACCUCACUGGGAGUCGUACGUGAACCACGAGUUUGUGAGAAAGGUUGCCAACGGAACUUUAGAACGGGAGAAGUUCAGAUUCUUCCUGGAACAGGAUUAUGCAUACCUUGACAAUUAUGCACAAAUACACUGUUUGGCCGCGAGUAAAGCGCCUGCGGUCGAGGAUUUUGACAAAUCCGUGGAGAUCGUGACGAAGAUCAAAACCGAAAUGGAGAAGCAUCGCGAAAAGAUGAUGAGCCAUUUCAAGAUAGAAGACAUGAAGCACUUCGAUACGAUCCGGAUGGGGCCUGCGUUGAGGAACUAUGCGCGGUUUUUCGACGACGUGGCCAAGAAUGGUUCUUGGGUGCAUCUUUGCGCGGCCUUGUCGCCUUGUUUGAUGGGGUAUGGCCAUGCGUUGCGCAAAGUCGAGAAGGACAUUACUGUUGACAAAGAUGACAUUUACUACGCAUGGUGCCAGGACUAUCUGGCGCCGUGGUACGUGGAAGGUAUGGAAGAGGGUCUAAUUCUGCUGGAUCGGAUCUGCCAAAUGACUGAUGACUGGGACACUUUGUGUGAAAUCUACGCUGCAGUGUGCAAACUCGAGACGGAGUUCUGGGAUGCCGCGCUGCACUACCAAGAGAGCAAUUGA
This is a messenger RNA of Lachancea meyersii CBS 8951, 1749 nucleotides long. Lineage: Eukaryota; Fungi; Ascomycota; Saccharomycetes; Saccharomycetales; Saccharomycetaceae. The record is from the annotation of a GenBank genome assembly.